This is a messenger RNA of Mesitornis unicolor (brown roatelo), 3835 nucleotides long. RefSeq names its product serine/threonine-protein kinase ATR-like. Gene Ontology annotation, cellular component: nucleus. The transcript is spliced from 19 exons. Gene Ontology annotation, molecular function: protein serine/threonine kinase activity. Gene Ontology annotation, biological process: telomere maintenance; protein phosphorylation; DNA damage checkpoint signaling. NCBI's taxonomy places the organism in Eukaryota, Metazoa, Chordata, Aves, Mesitornithiformes, Mesitornithidae. The record is from RefSeq and is a predicted model, not a curated record. The annotation marks the transcript as partial.
AUGGCUGAGCAGGGCCUGGAGAUGGCUUCUAUGAUUCCGGCGCUGAGGGAGUUGGCCAGUGCUAGUCCAGAAGAAUACAAUACAGUUGUGCAGAAACCAAGACAAAUACUCUGCCAGUUCAUUGACAGAAUUCUUACAGAUGUAGAUGUUGUUGCUUUGGAACUGGUUAAGAAAUCAGAUUCACAGCCAAGUUCUGUAAUGUUGCUUGAUUUUAUUCAACAUAUCAUGAAAUCUUCUCCGCUUAUGUUUGUAAAUGUGGAUGGAAAUCAGGAGGAAAUUGACUGCAGUUGCAUUGAAUUUAGUAACUGGAUCCUCACAAGGCUUCUCCGAAUUGCUGCAACUCCAAACUGCAACACGUUGCACAAGAACAUUUGUGAUGUCAUUUGCUCUUUACUUUUUUUGUUUAAAAUGAAGAGUUGCUCCAUUUUUGAAGUACUAACAAAAGACUUGCUGCAGCUUUUCCAAGAUUUAAUCCUCCUGCAUGAAAGAGAUGCACAAAAGCAUCUCUGGGGAGAUGGACUGGUCUGGCCAGUGACUGUAAAGAGAUUUUCAAGCAGUACAAAUGACAAUGUGGGAUAUUUAAGAUUGGCACCAUUACAGUUGAUGGGUAUGCCCAAUGUAGAAUGUUUGGAAGUUAUAUUAAUGUCUAUUCUCACAGAUAUUGUUGCAGAUGUGUUUUUUGUAAGACAAGAUGUUAUUCUCUGGGGGAUAGGCUGCUCCUUGUUGGAGUAUGGCAGUCCAAAAGUUAAAGCUUUGGCAGUGAAGUUUUUAGUAAGAUUAAUUCAUUUAGGAGGACCUCCGGAACAGCUGGCCAGUUUUUUCUUCACAGUCUUUUUUGGAAUUCUACAGUCAGCACUUGAAAUGGAUACUGAAGAAUCAGAACUCCUUGGAGAACCACUCUUACUGUUGGUGAGGACAUUGCUGCCUUUUGAAACAGAUUCUUACAAAAGUAUUGAACCUGUAUACUUGAAUAUGCUACUAGAGAAGCUCUGUGCAUUGUUUGAAGGUGAUGUGUUUAGGUGUCUUCAGUCUGAAAAGCUGAAAGCUGCUUUUUGCCAUAUACUGCAAUAUUUUCUGGAGUUUGUUCCAACUGGCUAUGAAUCUGCCUUGCAAGUAAGGAAAGUCCAUAUCAGUACCAUAUGUGGAACUUUUGUGAAUGUGCUUGGAACUCAGGAGGAACAACAGUAUCUGGUGAGUCCACUUUAUACAGCAUUAAAAACACAAACGGAAGAAAUCUUUCAGGAGCUUCAUCAGAACCAGGUAGAUACUUCUGAUACUGAUGGAUGGAGCAGCAGCAGUGAUGAAAUUCCAGAGAAAAGACGACGACUAAGCCUAUCAACAAAGCAUCCAAAGAAGCUGCCUGCAGCAGUAAUUCCUGUAAACAUGAAAUUGAAGAGCACUCUGUGGAAUGCUAUUAUGAAGAAAGCUGCAUCAUUAAUAUUUAUCCUUGAGAAAGAAAUUCUGACAGUGGAUGUUCUUCAGACUGUAGAAGGGAUUGCUGUAAUUCUGCGACUAGCUGCUUUGUGCAUAGUUCAUUGUUCUCCCCCAGCAAAUUCUACCAGUAUGGAUCAUAAAGUAACUCAUCUGUGUAACUCUGACACACAAAAGAAUACUCCGAGCUCCUCAGAUUCAGUGGUGAAUAUACAGUUCACGUGGAUUUCCUCUGAUCUUAUCACAAGAGUAGUGAAAGUCUGCAGAAACCUGUUAGAGACUGCUACGCAGCUGGUUAACAUAGAACAAGUGAUUGACAGAGUAGUGAAAAUCUUUGAUGCUUUACUGUAUGCACAAGUGAAAAUUUCACUGAGUGAUCAGAUUCUUGAUAACUUAUGUGGACUGCUGUCUCUGCCCUGGAUUUACAGCCAUCCUGAUGAUUCUUCUUUUAAGUCAUCUACUUUUGGGUUUGAUCCUCUAGUUCUGAGUCAAAAUACUGCACAGAGUUUCUCACCCCAAACUCAGUCACAUUGUGUGUUCCUUCUGUCUCUCUUCCCAAGAAACAUUUGUCUGAAUUGGAGAAAAUCCAUUUAUUAUUGGGCACUACAAAGUCCUCAUGAAGUAAUUCGGGCUACUUGUGUUAAAGGAUUCUUUCUCCUGCUUCAUCCACCAAGUGUGCAGUCCUGCAGUAUGAUUCCCAAAGCUCUUCUAAAUCAAAUCAAAGAUGAGUCUGAGCUAGUCAAGGAGGCUUGUGCUGCUAUAGUUGGGAAAUUAUCAUGCUGUCUUUCUGGUACAUUCAGCGUACGACCUUCCUUAGCAGACUCUGCUAUUAAGCAUCCUUCUUAUGAUAUUUUAUGUAGCAGCCUUACUGUGACUUCUGCUGAUGAAAAGACUUGUUCUGUGCAAGCCUGUGUUUUCAAGCCAUUUCUUACUUUGCUGGAGAACAAAGUAUCCAGUACAGUAAAGCUAGCAUUUAUAGAAAAUAUACCUCAUCUUUGCAAACAUCUGGAUUUUAACACUGAUGAGUCCAGUGUGAAGAUUCUCGUUGGGUCUUUAUUAAAUCUAAUGGAAGAUCCAGACAAAGAUGUAAGAGUGGCAUUCAGUGAUUGCAUAAAGAACAUACUAGAAUCCUUAGACUCUGAAGAGGGAUUCAUAAAAGAGCUGUUUGUUUCAAGAAUGAAAGAAGCCUAUACAAAUGCCAAAAUAUCAAGAAAUAAUGAGCUGAAAGAUACUUUGAUUCUCACAACAGGAGAUAUUGGAAGGGCGUCAAAAGGAGAUUUGGUACCAUUUGCCCUCUUGCAUUUGUUACACUGCUUGUUGUCCAAAUCAGCUUCUGUGGCUGGAGCAGCAUACACAGAAAUUCGAUCCCUGGCAGCAGCUAAGGGCAUAAAACUGCAAGCUUUUUUCAGUCAGUACAAGAAGCCUAUCUGUCAGUUCCUAGUGGAAUCCCUGCACUCCAGCCAGAUGGCAGCAUUGAGUGCUCCAUGCCAAGGGAAUGAGCUACAGAAACAAACAGCUGCUCACCAGAGAGAAAUGGCUCUGGACAUGUUAUCUGAGAUUGCCAAUGUGUUUGAUUUUCCAGAUCUAAAUCGCUUUCUCUCACGCACCCUACAAGUUCUGCUCCCUGACCUUGCAGCUAAGGCUAGUGCUGCAGCCUCCACACUGAUUCGAACCAUAGCAAAACAGCUUAACGUAAACCGAAGAGAGAUUUUAAUCAAUAAUUUCAAAUACAUCUUCUCUCAUUUGGUCUGUUCCUGCUCCAAGGAUGAGCUUGAGCGGGCGCUUCAUUACCUCAAGAAUGAGACCGAGAUAGAACUAGGCAGCUUGCUGAGGCAGGACUACCAAGGACUGCAUAAUGAGUUACUGCUGCGAAUAGGAGAACACUAUCAGCAAGUCUUCAAUGGUUUGUCUAUAUUGGCUUCGUUUGCAUCUCAUGAUGAUCCGUAUCAGGGACCUAGAGAAAUAACAUCACCUGAACAGAUGGCUGAUUAUCUACAACCUAAAUUGCUUGGUAUCUUGGCUUUUUUUAAUAUGCAGUUACUGAGUUCCAGUGUUGGCAUUGAGGAUAAAAAAAUGGCUUUAAACAGUCUUAUGUCGUUAAUGAAACUCAUGGGUCCCAAACACAUCAGUUCAGUAAGAGUGAAAAUGAUGACUACGCUGAGAACAGCUCUAAGAUACAAGGAUGAUUUUCCAGAACUGUGUUGCAGAGCCUGGGAUUGUUUUGUUCGAAGUCUGGACCAUUCAUACCUUGGCUCAUUACUUAGUCACGUGAUCGUGGCAUUAUUGCCCCUCAUACAUAUCCAGCCAAAGGAAACUACAGCAGUAUUUUACUUUCUCAUAGUUGACAACAGGUACUGUAUCAAAUAUUUUCAGUUAUAUGAGAUAAAUCCUGUAAUGGGAAUGG